Molecule: messenger RNA, 1885 nt
Organism: Achroia grisella
Lineage: Eukaryota; Metazoa; Arthropoda; Insecta; Lepidoptera; Pyralidae
Gene: Ttc26
Product: intraflagellar transport protein 56
Exons: 14
Coding region: 43-1770 (575 amino acids)
Biological process (GO): intraciliary anterograde transport; intraciliary transport involved in cilium assembly
Cellular component (GO): intraciliary transport particle B; ciliary base; ciliary basal body
Molecular function (GO): intraciliary transport particle B binding; protein binding
Source: RefSeq, a predicted model, not a curated record
AAAUUUUAUGGCAAUAUAGUUUUGACUGGUUAUUUAGCUAACAUGAUACUGUCUCGUUCAAAGCCGGCGGCGGACAGUCGCGGCAGCACAGGUAGCAGUUCCGCUAAAAAGAAUUUCCCUGAGCUGGAAGACUUCAUCCUUAAAAGAGAUUAUGUUGGUGCCCUCACCAUGCUCGAGUUCCUGAAACACGAAGGUAAUAAAGAGGUAUGGGCGGAGGUGUGGGCGGCUUGGUGCUGGUUCCACCUGGGGGAGUACAGACAGGCGCUGGACGCGUACGAACACAUUAAAGCUCUCGGAAAUCUGGAUUCGAGAGUCGCAGACAAUAUUGACAUGGACCUCGCCGUCUGCUAUUUUUACUUAGGUAUGUACAAGGAGUCUCAGCAAGCGGUAGAAAAAGCCCCCAAAUGUGCAUUGAAGACGAGGCUGCAAUUCCACCUGUCGCAUAAGCUGGGCGACGAAGACUCCCUGAUGCGCGCCCACGCGUCCCUACGUGAUGUCCCCGAAGACCAGCUCAGUCUGGCCUCCGUUCAUUACCUGCGCGCUCACUACCAAGAAGCUAUUGAUGUCUAUAAGAAAUUGUUACUGGAUAGACGAUAUAAACGAUAUGGACCAGACGACAUGGAUUGGAUUAAAAUACUAUGUCACACCUCGGGCACAUACAUGGCUCUGAAUGUGUACGUAGCUCUGUGUUACUACAAGUUGGAUUACUAUGACGUGUCGCAAGAAGUCCUCGGAGUGUAUCUCGCCCAACACCCUACCUCCACAGUCGCAGGCAAUUUGAAGGCGUGUAACUUGUUCAGAUUAUAUAAUGGUAAAGCAGCUGAAAACGAACUAAAACAAAUAUCGUCCGAACAGCACACGUUCGGUCAGGACUUGGUCAAACACAAUCUCGUUGUGUUCAGGAAUGGCGAAGGUGCUUUAAAAGUGCUACCAGAGCUGGUAGACGUAGUUCCGGAGGCACGUCUAAACUUAGCGGGGUACAGGUUACGUGCCCGUGAACCACUGGAAGCGCGUGCACUACUUGAACCAUUGCAGCCGACCUCACCACUACACUACAUACUGAGGGCAGUUGUCGCUGUACGACUUUACAACGAGACUGGAGACGAAGAACAGAUGAAGUUGGCCCAACAGAGUUUUCACUUGGUGGGUAGUUCAGCGUCGGAGUGCGACACGAUCCCUGGCCGACAAUGCAUGGCGUCUUCAUACUUCCUCGCGUCACAGUUCGAGGAGGUGCUCGUGUAUCUUAACUCGAUCAAGAGUUUCUUCGUUAACGACGAUACGUUCAACUUCAAUUAUGCACAGGCUAAAGUAGCGACGGGCUUCUACCGAGAAGCAGAGGAGUGUCUCCUUAGCAUCCACGACGAGAACAUCCGCGGCUGCUUCACUUACCUGGCUUGCUUGUGCCGAUGCCACGUCAUGAAUAAGGACGCUCACCUUGCCUGGGAGAUCUGUGUCAAGUCAGCUGGAACUCCGGACAGCUUCGCGCUGCUGCAACUGGUAGCGAAUGACAGCUACCGUAUGGGACAGUUUCUGGUGGCUGCUAAAGCGUUUCACAUGUUAGACAGGCUAGACGGCGGCCCGGAGAUGUGGGAGGGGCUGCGCGGCGCGGCGUGCGGCUGCGCGCAGGCGGCCGCCGCCGGCCGGCCGCGCGCCGCCGCUCACCUCGCCGAUGCACUCGCCCUCCUCAAAGGUCCCAGAGCCCACCCAAGAGCUGACCAUAUAGUCAGGCCAAUAGUGAAGUGGGCGCAGCAAAACCGGAUACCCGUUUGAUGAGAAGCUAAGUCGUACAAUGAGAUCUGAAUAUGAACUACGCACAAAAAUCUCAUGAUGGUCUAGCAGUUUAGCACUUCGUCUUAUUUGGGAUGUUGCGGGAUCAAUUCCUCAC